Moesziomyces antarcticus is the source of this 2736-nucleotide messenger RNA. RefSeq names its product SET domain-containing protein. Lineage: Eukaryota; Fungi; Basidiomycota; Ustilaginomycetes; Ustilaginales; Ustilaginaceae. The record is from RefSeq and is a predicted model, not a curated record. Gene Ontology annotation, molecular function: protein binding; histone H3K36 methyltransferase activity. Bases 1 to 2736 code for a protein of 911 amino acids. Gene Ontology annotation, cellular component: nucleus; chromosome; chromatin. The transcript has a single exon. Gene Ontology annotation, biological process: regulation of DNA-templated transcription.
AUGUCGUCCGAUCAGGGCACGCCGCUGCCGCACCAGGCCACCGCCUCUUCCUCGGCUUCUGUCCUCAAAUCCCCCUCCUCCUCCCAUUCCGCAGCAGCAUCCUUGCCACCGCCUUCACCAAUCCCACCACCCCCACCCGCCUUCACCCCCUCCCCUUCUCCCCCGCCCCAGUCCACCACAGCAGCAAAGCUCGACAGCGCCUCUCCAGAUCCGCACGCAUCCGGCUCCACUUCGCCCGACUCCCUGUCAGCCCUAUCCGCACGCAAACCAAGAGUACAAUCACAGCCCCAGCUCGUCCAACACCUCCCCCUCGCACACGAUGCCGCCAUGGCCACCUUCACCGAAAUCACUCACAACGACUACCACGACAAGAAACUCGGCAGACCACCAGGCAAAUUCGACGACUACAUGCUUUGCGACUGCAACCCUGCAACAGAGAAUACUGACCUCGCCUGCACAGACGAGUCGGGAUGCAUCAAUCGCAUGACCCAGAUCGAAUGCUCCUCCUCCAAAUGCAGAUGGGGAAAGCUCUGCCGCAACCAGCGCUUCCACCGCAGGCAGUACGUAAACGUCGACAUCGUACAAACCGAAAAGAAGGGCUUCGGCCUGCGCGCAGCACACGACAUCCCAAAGGAGUCCUUCGUCUACGAGUACGUCGGCGAGGUCAUGAACCAGCACACCUUCCUAGAUCGCAUGCAGCUCUACCGCACCGAGGGCAUCCGUCACUUUUACUUUAUGAUGCUCCAACCCAACGAGUAUCUAGACGCCACAAAAAAGGGCGGCAAGGGUCGCUUCAUCAAUCACUCCUGCAACCCCAACUGCUCCGUCUCCAAGUGGCAGGUCGGCAAACACCUCCGCAUGGGCAUCUUUGCAAAACGCAACAUCGCAAAGGGCGAGGAACUCACCUUCAACUACAACGUAGACCGAUACGGCAACGACGCACAAGAGUGCUUCUGCGGCGAACCCAACUGCGUCGGCACCCUCGGCGGCAAGACUCAGACCGACCUCAGCGGCAUGGACGACCUCUUCCUCGACGCUCUCGGCAUCUCGGACGAAGUAGAGCAGACCGAAGCCAAAGGUUCGCGUCGCAAACGCGGCAAGCGUCUCGACCUCGACUUUAUCCCGCAAAUGCGUCCCAUCCAGGAACACGAGGCCACCCGCGUCAUGACCGCCGCUCGUCAGGCCGGCCCCAAGCGCGAGAUCCUCGAAAAGCUCCUCCGCAGGAUGGAGAUGACCACCGACGUCAACGUCCAAAAGUCGCUCGUCAAGCUUCACGGAUUCAUCCUCAUGCAGUUCCUCCUCGAACAGUGGUGGAACGACCGUGACAUUGUCCUCCUCAUCAUCAACGUCCUCGCCCGAUGGCCCCUCAUCGCUCGCAACAAGGUCAUCGACUGCGGCAUCGAGGAUCAGGUGCGCACCACCGCCGAAACUUAUCGCCCCAAGUCCUCCACCGCCACAAAGCCAGAACCAUCCCUCCAAUCUACCAAGCCGGACCCAGAUGCCACGCAAGAAACAGCCGAAUCGACACCACUGCGCAUCGGCGCGCCGCCAGCAGAGGACGCCGAGGUGUCAUCUCGCGCAGAGCAUCUGCUCGAGGCGUGGAAGAAGCUCGACAUGACCUACCGCAUCGCGCGCAAGGAUGCCAUCAAGCAAGGCGCAGACGAGCCCAAACACGCCACCAACGCCACCAGCUGGAUCGACCGUCGACGCCUUCAAGACCUCUUCGACGAUCCGCUCGAGCUCGACCAGGCACAGGCGCCCAACGCCGUCUCCUCCGAGCUCGGUUCGGCGCUCUCUGGCGAUCAGGAGCUGCGCGAGUCUCGUCCCGCUUGGCAGCCACCUCCGCCUCCGCCCGCGCAGACGUCCGAUCCGCGCGCCAGCAGGCGAUCCAACAACCCUUCGAACGGCUCAGCCAACUCCUUCCCGGCCUCGUUGGCGCCAACCGGCUUGACUGCGGACCAGCUCACCUCGGCACUCUCCUCGUCGCUCGCAAAGUCGCUGCCCGGGCUCGUCUCGUCGCUCCAGCAGCACGGUUUCCAGAUGCCACAGCCGCAGUCGCAGCCCAAGCCGCAGCCCAAGCCAGAGCCACAACAUGCGCCGCCAAAGGUCUCGGCUCCGCCCGUCGCCAAGUCGAUCGAAGAGAUCAUCCGCGAAGCCAACGAGCACGAGGAGCGCGCACGCAAGGAGGCCGAAGCCGCCGCCAAGGCAGCGCGCGAGCUCGAGCUCAACGGCAAUCUCAAGCCCGCAUCCUCGUCGUCCUCCUCGUCGCGCAAGAGGCCGUCUUCGUCGUCUCGCCAUGCGGACAAAAGACACAAGCCUUCGUCUUCUUCGGCGGCAGCGCGUAGCUCCAACGGCACCGAUGCAGCUUCGAGUUCCAAAGCGGGCGAGGUGGCGGCGAGCAACGAGCGUCGGCUGCGCAAGCUGGUGGGUGAGGUGGUGGUGCGCCAAAUGUCCAAGCACAAGGAUGCGCUGGAGCGCGAGAGCUUCAAGCGCCAUGCCAAGGAGCUCACCAACGUGAUUGUGGACAAGGAGAUGCGCAAUCCCAAAUCGUGGCCGCCCGCCAACGGCGCCACGCUCACCGAGCUCUCGAGCGACAAAAAGGCCAAAAUGAAGAGCUUCGCCACCGAGUACAUCGACAAGCUGCUCGCGAGAAAGGCCAAGGCAAGGGCCAAAGACACGCCGACCACCGACGAACCUGGAUCUUCCAGCCAUCCCGCCAACAGCAGCAGCGUCUAG